Messenger RNA from Filobasidium floriforme, 2634 nucleotides. Its product is annotated as protein-vacuolar targeting-related protein. Gene Ontology annotation, biological process: regulation of DNA-templated transcription. The record is from RefSeq and is a predicted model, not a curated record. Bases 86 to 2470 code for a protein of 794 amino acids. Lineage: Eukaryota; Fungi; Basidiomycota; Tremellomycetes; Filobasidiales; Filobasidiaceae. The transcript has 12 exons. Gene Ontology annotation, cellular component: cytoplasm; Ino80 complex.
CCCAGUGACUUCCAGCUUCCGGCACACCUCGGCACCCAUACAAACACAUAGACAGUAAAGACGGACUUGAUAUAUUUGCACACAGAUGACGGCCCCAUCAUCCUCGACCCCGGCGACCCCCAGACCCCCGGACCUCUUCGUCAAGGAUACGACGACUACCACGGCCACUUAUGAGCCUCCUGUACGGGAUCCUUCUGGUUUCUCCAUGGUCUCGGCCGAUGACGCAUUGGUGAUCGAUAACGGCUCCUGCACCUUCCGCGCAGGUUUCUCCUCCCACUCCCAACCGUACAUCAUCGAACCCAACCAGACAUCCAAAUACCGUCAUUCCAAGACCACCGCCAACCCGACAUCCAAUAUCCAACUACACUUUGGGACAGCGUGCGAUCACUCGGCUUCUUCCCGAGCUGCUACGAAAGGGGUCUGGGACGGCGACUUGCUCGUCGGCGUAGACGGCUUGGAGGUGGCUCUGGAUUAUAGCUUGAACGCGCUGAGGAGGUUUAGCCCCGGUCCGAAGGGGUUGGACGGGGGUUCUUUUGUCCCGCACCCGGUCAUCAUGACCGAACGAUUAGGAACCCCAUUACAUUCGAGGAGUUUGACGUCGGAGUUGUUGUUCGAGGGGUACGGAGUUCCUUCGGUCUGCUACGGGGUGGACGGGCUGUGGGGCUGGUACGGAAGGAUGGGAGAAGGGGCGUCGUCUGCUGGUUCUUCUUCGGCACCUGUUUCUGCGGGAGGUACCAAUUCUAAAAGAAGAAAGAGCACGCAGGGCAACUCGGACGUGAAGAUAGGAGAAACGGCUCCUACGUCAGACGGACUGGUGAUCAAUAUGGGGCAUUAUAGUACUACCCUCAUUCCCGUCCUAAGUGGUAGGGGUUUGGUAGAGCGGGCUAAACGGAUCCCAUGGGGCGGGGCACAAGCUACCGAGCUGAUGCUCAAGCUGGCUCAGCUCAAGUAUCCCAACUUUCCGACUAGAGUCACGCCGAGCCAAGCUACCUUCAUGUACCAGGAGACGGCCUACUUCUCGUUGGACUACGGGACCGAGGUCGAAUCGCUCGCCGACCCGGAAAAGAUGGCUCGGAUGAGCAAGAUCGUCCAGUUCGAACACGCAAGCACGCCGGAAGCUGUACAGAAGACCGAGGAGCAGUUGGCGGCGGCACAGGAGAGGAAGAAUGUCAUGAUCGAUCGGCUGAGGGAGCAGACGGCCAAGAAAAAGGCUGAGAACGCUGCUCAAAGGGAAAGAUCCUUGGCUAUUUUUAGGGAUCUGAAGGAGCGAAAAGAGGCACUGAGUGCCGCGGAUUAUGAGGCUGCCUUGGCAGCGGAAGGCUUGGAGUCUCAUGCAGACUUGGAAAAGGCUAUCAAAGCGAUCGAGAGCGCGAUCAAGCGGUCCAAUAAGGGCAACGGGGAAGCGGAGGACGAGGAGGACGACAUUCAGACGUUUCCCAUGGUGGAUGUACCGGACGACCAGCUCGACGAGGAAGGAAAGAAGGAGAAGAGGAAACAAAAGUUGCUGAAAUCCAACUAUGACGCCAGGAUGCGGAUGAAGGCUGAGAAGAAGGCCGAGAAAGCCAGAGUGGCCGAAGAAAAACGCAAGGACGAAGAGUCGAGAGCCGCAGAUCCAGAAGCUUGGGCUGCUAGGCUACGGGAGGAUCAUGCCGCCACGAUCAUUCGGAUGAAGGAGCGUAAGAAGAAACGUCAGGCGCUGACAAAUCGAAAGACGGCGACGGCACAAGCACGGAUGAAGACCAUAUCGAAUCUAGCCAACGAUCAGCCUCCAGCGAAACGGCGGAAGAAGGGGAAUGAAGAGGAUGACUUUGGCGCCGACGAUGACGACUGGGCGGUCUAUAGGGAAAUUGAUGGCGGUGAGGAUUCGGAGGCCGAGGCGGACGAUCAAGACCAUGUACGGGAGCUCGAGGCAGCUCUCUUGCAGCAUGACCCCUUGUUCGACCAGGAAAUGACGCUCGCAGCUCAAAAUCAACGGCAGACGGCUCUCAUCAACGCGUUCAUCCGAUCGGACCAAAAGUUCGACCCUGAUGAUAUGGGUCAGGCGCAUCAGAUUCAUUUGAAUGUCGAACGGAUACGGGUUCCAGAGACUUGGUUUCAUCCGAGCAUGGCUGGCGUGGACAGCGCAGGAAUGGCAGAAGUCGCAGGGUGGAUGUUGAACGGGUUCUCGCCGGAGGAAAGGCGGCGGAUGAUGCAGGGUAUCUACGUCACCGGAGGAUCUUCUGUCUUACCGAACCUGACUCGACGACUGGAGCGCGAACUAACGACGCUCUUGCCAUUCCAAGAACCUCUUAAAAUCGUGACGGAUUGGCCUGGGACGACCGGGAUCUCGGCAUGGAAGGGGAUGGCACAAUGGUCGCGGACGACGGAAGCCAAGGCGGCUGCGGUGACGCGGGCGGAAUGGCAGGAGAUGGGAGGAGGGUAUCUGAAAGAGCAUCGUUGGGGCAACUGGGCGGAUGAACCGCCUGCGUGAUCGAUCGGGCCGGAUGUAAUCCACUCUGUAGCAGAAGGCAUCUGGAGCUUGUGAGCUUCUUGGGCGGACAUUCCCUAUGGCGAUCAUCGCAGAUUGCAAGAGCAUUCACUAUGGUUUCGCAUAUCCCUGCUCGAAGUUAUCGAUCCUUCUCUGACCUCAUGGCU